Cygnus atratus (black swan) is the source of this 4805-nucleotide messenger RNA. RefSeq names its product TNFAIP3 interacting protein 2 (gene TNIP2). The transcript is spliced from 6 exons. Bases 179 to 1705 code for a protein of 508 amino acids. Gene Ontology annotation, molecular function: K63-linked polyubiquitin modification-dependent protein binding. Lineage: Eukaryota; Metazoa; Chordata; Aves; Anseriformes; Anatidae. The record is from RefSeq and is a predicted model, not a curated record. Gene Ontology annotation, biological process: regulation of transcription by RNA polymerase II; cellular response to lipopolysaccharide.
AGGGCAGCAGGAGGAGCCUGCGAGCCCUUAAACGGCAGCGGCCGCCCCCUGCCUGCCUCGGGGAAGACGGAAAGGCGAAGUAAGAGCAGCAACACAAGCAGCAGCAGCACCAGAAGGAACAACAGCAGUGCUACCAGCAGCAAUAGUCCCGGCCGUGCCUGGCUCCUCGCUGGUUUAUAUGCACCUGGCCGGGUUGUUGAUCGCCCCGGAGGAGAGAGAGAAGAAGGGGCAGCGGCGUGAGCGAGGCUCGUCCCCCCCCGCCAUGUGCUCGGUAAGCGAGGGUAGCAGCACGGACCCGCUGGUGGCCCGCUUCAGGCAGGUGGAGGAAACUCUGGAGAAGCUGCACCGGGAGAACAGGAGCCUGAAGAGCAAAGUGCCCCGCUACAACGCGCUCUGCACCUUGUACCACGAGUCGGCCCAGCAGCUGAAGCACCUGCAGCUGCAGCUCGCCGCCAAGGAGGCGACGAUCCGGGAGCUGAGGAGCGGCCUGGCCCGCCAGCAGCCCGCCGAGCCGGGGGCCGAGCCCGCCCGCUCGCUGGUGGACAGCCUGCUGGAGCAGCUGGGCCAGGCCCGCCAGCAGCUGCGGGACAGCGAGCGGCUCUCGGCGCAGAAAAUGGAGACGCUGAGCCAGGAAGUGCAGAAGUUGAAUCAGCAACUAGAGGAGAAAAAUGGAGAGAUCCAGCAGAUGAUAAAUCAGCCUCCAUAUGAAAAGGAGAGAGAAAUCUUACGACUUCAGAAGAGCUUGGCAGAGCGGGAGAAGGCUCAAGCCACCAGUGAUGUUUUGUGCCGUUCACUCACUGAUGAAACUCACCAACUUCAACGCAAAUUAGCGUCCACAGCAGAAAUGUGUCAACAUCUGGCAAAAUGUCUAGAAGAGAAGCAAAGAAAAGAGAAGGGGAAUUCAGAUGACCAGAUUCCUACUGAAAGUUCUAAUCAGGUGUUAGACAAUGAAACCUCACUUCAAACCCUUAUCUGCAAGCUACAAGAUGAAAACAAAAUGUUAAAACAAAAAGUAGCUCACGUGGAAGACUUAAAUGCAAAAUGGCAGAAAUACGAUGCUAGUAGGGAUGAGUAUGUGAAGCGACUGCACCUGCAGCUAAAAGAGCUGAGGUCCCAGCUGGAGCAGCAGCAUGGUGUAGCUUCUGCACAAACCAAUUCCGAGCUGAUGCAGAAGGAGAUACUGCGGUUAAACAAGCUACUGGAAGAAAAAAUGAAUGAGUGCAUCAAAACAAGGAGGGAAUUAGAAGAUGUGAAGAAGGCUAGUGAAGGAGACACUGAGCGCAUACAAAUGCUGGAGCAACAGGUCCUGGUUUACAAAGAUGAUUUUACAUCUGAGAGAUCAGACAGGGAACGAGCACAGAGUAAAAUACAAGAGCUUCAGCUAGAAGUCGCAUGUCUGCAACACCAGCUGGCAAGACGACAGGACUCAAGAGAUACAAGUAGUCAUUUCCGAGUUCACGUUGGUAACCAAAAUCAUACGCAUGUACAGACGAGCACUGAACACCUACGAGGCCACAGCCCAGGCCAGACAGGCACGAGAAGAACACCUUCGCAGUCUGAACAGACUUCUCCACCUGGAGACAAUGGAAACUCAGGAUCAGAGGGCAGGGGACAGGGUGAACUUCGAUGCCCUCACUGUAUGAGGUUUUUCAACGAUGAACUCAGUGAUGAAUUUCUCAAGCACGUUACUGAAUGUUGUCAGUGACAACGUGAUGUGAGGCACAUAAGAAAAUCACUACUCUAUAGACUGUAAAACUUGGACAAAUGGACACCUCGUAGUAAUUAGGAAGAUGAACAGUAUCUACCUCUUACUUGAUUUCACCUUCUCUUGGACUAUACAAAAGACUUCAAGGUAAAGCAAAGUGUUUUCAUGAAGAAUUAUUUUUGACAACUACAAGGCAGGCAAGCAUAAUGCAAAUCCUACUACAAAUUAAAGAAAACGAAGCUUACAGGAGUAGCUAGCUUCAGAGUGCAGCUUGACUCUUAUUGGGGAGUAAUUCUCCACAGCAGUCUGAAGGCCUAGGAAAGGAAGUCACUGAACUUGAAAUCUUCCUUCUCUUCCAAAAACACAGUCUGAAGAAUGGGGGAGGAACAGCUUGACAGAAGACAAAAAAAUCUCUUGUGCUUUAUCUGGAUUAAGAGAAUAUUUUCUUGGCUAUUGAAAUUGAACUUUCAGACAUAUUUGAAAAUCCCUGUGUUCAACUGAAAUCAGGAGAAGUGAAAAAACCAUACAAGGGCUGGUUGCUAAAACUAGCCUGUCUUUUUGCACAGACCAUGUACAGGGAUAUUUAUUUUUUUUUCUGUGCCAUAAAUAUUUCACACAUUUGUAAAUGGGUAUUUGUGUAAUUAUUGAUUGAAUUCUAAUUCUACCAAAGUAUUAUUUUUAUAAUAAAAGUGAUUGUGAAGUUGCUUUACUAUAUUAGUAAUGUAGUCAAAAAUGUCUCUUUCAGUGUAUCAUAGUUCAAGUAACUACACUUCGGGGCUAACUAAAUGUCAUGGUUUCAGGUAUGAGUUAUUCCAUUACUGCAGUGACAACCGGUGUCUCAAACUGUAUUCAAAUAGGUUGAGAGUCACUCAUUUGUGAGAGGACAGAUGAUCUUUCAGCUGUAUGAGAAUUCAUUUAAUGCACUACUCUGCCAUGCAAUGUUUGUGACAAGGCCAUUGAUAACUUAGUUUUUUUCUUAUCAUUUCUACGUUGGAGAUAACUUCAGCAUAGAGCUGAGGGACUGUUUUUAGAUGUAUUUUUAGAGAUAAGGGUGUACAAACAUAACGGGGCUACAUUCUUUUUUCCCAGCAGUGGCUCCAGGUAGUUCUGACUAGGUCAGAGCUGCAGUUAAGGACUUUAUAGCCGAAGUAAAGGCCUACUGUAACCAUGACCUUUCAUAAUUAAACAAAAAAACCCAGCCACCUUCCUUUGUAUAACGCCCAUCUUCUGCUUUGUUUCCUUUCCAGUUAAGCCGGCUGUGGAUGUUUUCCAUUGCUUACCCCUCUGUAUUUCUAUUAUCUUCCUUCUUUCCCCAGUGCUUCCAAAAAAAUAAAAGUUGCUGUGAUUUUCUACAGCAUGGCCUCUUAGUCUCCCAUACAGCACAUUUGUUCCUGAUGAACAUCAGCCUGCUCAGCAUAAAAGCCAGCCUCCCCAUUAGUUUACUUCCCCAAGCAGCACUGAAUUGUCAUCGGUCUUCCUUGCACUGUUUCCAGCCGGUUUCAGCACAAGCACAGAAGGUGCUUUUCACUGUGCUCCAGGUUCACAACACUGUAAAGAAGUAGCACACACCUCUUUCCCAACAAAUAGGUAACUGAGCAACACAGUAGUCCUAUCCCUAUUUAAUGUGGUGUGAAGCUGGUGUGAACAGAAGAGCUGAAGGAACUACGAUGUCACAGCUGCUUUCCUGGGAUGAAAGGGAAACAAAUUUUUGAAAGAAAAAAGAAAUUGGGGCUUGCUCAUAUCAGAGCAGUAGUUCACUUCAUCUCAUGAAUACAGGAAGGCAUGUACAAAAUUCUGGGAUGAAUAGCUACACACCUCUAAGCACAUCUUCAUUAUUUCAUGAUCCUUUUACAGCCCCAAAAGAAUCUGAUUAUAUGUGCCAAUGUUGCUUUCGGUGGGAUAUUACCAAAAAAAAAGAUGGGUGAGCCAUUGCAUGCAGCCUGCAGGUGCAAGGGUUUUUAAUGAUCUGAUCUUUAACUGAUUGUAAACCAGUGAUUACUGGUUUGUUCUUCCCAAUGCAGCAUGCAUAAACAUGCACUGAUUUUUUUUUUUAGGGUGACCAUUUUAUACAUUACCUUUUAAGGUCUCAGAGAUCAGAUGUAGCCCACACAAUAUAGGCUGAGAAAAAUAUGAUUAAGCUUCCUGUGGCAUAAACUAAUCUCUUGGUAGUUUAUUUCUUCUGACUGUUCUCAGUAGAGAAGUCUUGUUUAUGACUUUAAUGUACAUCAAUACCAUAUUGCCAGUAAUCGAUCCAGUAGAAUGAUUAUUUUUUUUUAUUUUUAAGUGAUUCACUCUGCAAAACAGUUACAAAAGACAAAUACAACAGUAAAUUCAAUCUUGGCAUUCCUUUUUUUUGUUGUUGCUUUAGAUGAUCACUGCAUUGAUCCACAUCAGUCAGAAGCUCAAGCCUGCUGUGGGUUUCCAAUGUGUUAAUCUCUGGGGGUAGUUGGACGGACUGACCUACACCUAUCAGAAACAGAUGCAAGAAUUAAGAUGAUCUACAUUGUGCUGUAUACAGAAAUCAACACAAGAUAUUCUCAUGGUUUCAAGUCCUGUAAAUCAGUCCCCUGUCAAAGCAGAGAUUAGAACCCAAACCCUGAGAAAGGAGGGCCCUUUAACGCUGAGAAACUGGAUAUAACUACGAAGAGGACCACGCUGGACCAACAAAUGCGAACUGGUGAAGUUCUAAAUCAAGCACAGAUUACAGCAAGUUUCCUAUAACCUAACCGAAAGCUGUGCAAUAAGAGUCUAGAAUUUGAAUACCGGUGGCAAAAAUCUAGGACAGAUCUGCUUUUCAGUAUAAAAAAAUCUCACCUUCAGAGCUAUUUUACCAUUUCCUAUUGUGUAACCCCUCCUUCCCCUCCCUAAGCUGGUAAAAAAGCCUUACCUUGCCUCACCGAUUUCUUUAUUGUCUUUGUGCUAACAAGAAACCAGUUACACACCGUGAAGAACUACCAGUGUCUGAUUACUAAAACUACAAGUGUUUGAUUUGAAUUAUAGGGCCUGAACUAUUUGUCCUAAGAAAUACCUGCUACCCAGUGCAUGGAUUUUUACAAAGUCACCGGCAGAUCUCUAUAAAAUAAAAUACCAUGAAAUCUCU